Messenger RNA from Musa acuminata subsp. malaccensis (wild Malaysian banana), 2353 nucleotides. RefSeq names its product phosphatidylinositol 3,4,5-trisphosphate 3-phosphatase and protein-tyrosine-phosphatase PTEN2A. Gene Ontology annotation, molecular function: phosphatidylinositol-3,4,5-trisphosphate 3-phosphatase activity. Lineage: Eukaryota; Viridiplantae; Streptophyta; Magnoliopsida; Zingiberales; Musaceae. Gene Ontology annotation, cellular component: cytosol. Gene Ontology annotation, biological process: dephosphorylation. The record is from RefSeq and is a predicted model, not a curated record.
UCCGCUUUCUAUCUCACCAUAGCCCGUUGACACGGAAAUCUUCCUCUCGCCCUCUGCGCUCGAUUCGUCUUCAAGAUCAUCGUCGACCGAUCGCGGGAUCGAUCGCCUCGCGCCGACGGAUCUCGACGCUGUAGGCCCCACCGAGCCAUUGGAUCCGCGUUUCUCGUCGCCAUCGAUCAUACGCAGAAUGUAAUUUGGUGUUUUAUAUAUUGACAAACAUUUGUGUAAAAAUCAGAGAUUCUUUGAGUACACAAUGGAGUCGCAGCAACUUGGUGAGCAGUCAUUUCCACCACCUGUUACAUCCCCCGGCAAUCAAAGUUCUGCUUCUCCUAGACAAGAUGCUUCUGUGGAAACGCAAUCCAUGUUCUCCACUUCUGGUAUAUCCUCAUGGGCCAGAAAUCUUAAAUUUCCACAGUCAUCUGGCCAAGAGGAUCUGCAGUCUGGAAAUGCAGGAAAGUCAACAUUUUCACGUAUCACUAGUGGAUUUGGGUUUCGUUUGUCACCAAAAUCUUCUCAGUCUGAAGAUGAUGUCGCUGAGGGUUCCUCAACAACCACACAACCUGGAGUUCUGGGUUCUUUGACAAAAGGUUUCGUUGAUACAUCCAGAAGUGCAGUAAAGGCUGUCCAAGUAAAGGCUCGGCACAUAGUUUCUCAAAAUAAAAGAAGAUAUCAGGAAGGUGGAUUUGAUUUGGAUAUGACAUACAUUACUGAGAAUAUUAUUGCCAUGGGUUUCCCGGCAGGUGACAUGAGCUCAGGUUUUUUUGGAUAUGUUGAGGGAUUUUAUCGCAACCAUAUGGAAGAAGUGAUCAAGUUCUUUGAAACUCACCAUAAGGGUAAGUAUAAAGUAUACAAUUUAUGUUCAGAGAGGCUUUAUGAUGCAUCUCUAUUUGAGGGAAAGGUGGCUUGCUUCCCUUUUGAUGAUCAUAACUGCCCUCCAAUUCAACUUAUUACUUCAUUCUGUCAAAGUGCAUACUCAUGGUUGAAGGAGGACAUUGAAAAUGUGGUUGUUGUUCAUUGUAAAGCUGGUAUGGCAAGGACAGGGUUGAUGAUUUCUAGCCUUCUUCUGUAUCUAAAGUUCUUUCCUACUGCUGAAGAGUCCAUGGAAUAUUACAACCAGAAAAGAUGUAUAGAUGGAAAAGGACUUGUUCUCCCAAGUCAGAUUAGGUACGUCAAAUAUUUCGAACGUAUCUUGACAUACUUCAAUGGUGAAAACCAGCCGAACCGCAGGUGCAUGCUUAAAGGGUUUCGUCUUCAUAGGUGUCCUUAUUGGAUCCGGCCUUCAAUUACUGUUUCUAAUCAUAAUGGAGUCCUCUUCUCAACAAAGAAGCAUUCAAGAACCAAAGAUCUAAUGCCCGAAGAUUUCUGGUUUAGUGCACCAAAGAAGGGGAUCAUGGUCUUUGCUUUACCAGGCGAGCCUGGUUUGACUGAGGUGGCUGGCGAUUUUAAGAUUCACUUCCAUGAUCGACAAGGAGAUUUUUACUGCUGGUUAAAUACAACAUUUACGGAGAACAGGAAGAUCUUGAAUACUUCUGACCUUGAUGGCUUUGACAAGAGAAAGUUGCCCUCUCCAGGAUUCCAGAUUGAAAUCGUGCUUGUGGAUUAUGAUGCUUCUAAUUCUCCACGACAGAUUGGGUCAAAUGCCAACAAGGAAUCUGCUCCAGACACCACGUCUGCCACUGCAACAAAAGAAAUUCGCACUCCACCUUCAAAAGUUGACAGCGACUCUAGAAGCCAAGACAAGGAUGACGUCUUCUCGGACAGCGAAGCAGAAGAAACUGGUUCCUCCAAGAGGAGGCGUGACAAGGUGGCUGGUGAUACUGAUGGAUCUACGGUUACAGCUAAAGGAGCUGAAAUGAAGUCUUCAAAAGAGGAAGCCACAGCCAUAGCACAAGCCAUUGGACAAGUUACACUGAAAAAUGAAGCAGGAGCUAAGAAUGUGCCUGAUUCAUCUGAUGUGAAAAUUGAAGGGAGCAGCAAGAGUUUGCCGGUGGAGACUCCUGAACUGGGGUCUACCACUAUGAGUGAAUUCAAGGCAAUCGCGGCAGAUGCUUCAGUCUUCUCCUUUGGUGAUGAUGAAGACUACGAGAGUGAAUGAACCCAACCAACCAUUCAGCAUUCAUCAGGAUGUACAGAUAAAUGUGGUCAAGGACAUUGGAUGAACUUAUAGAUCCAGAAUGAUGUACGUUCAAACACAUCUGGGCUUGGCGGAAACCCUGCUAAAAUUUGGUUUGUUCCUUCCCCCGACAGUUAAUUUAGAUAUGUAUUCAUAUUGUAUUCCUACAUGGAUGUUGAAUACUUGUUACUAUUGGACCGAAAACAUUGCCUGCUUCCUGCAUUCGUGGGGUUGAUGAUA